GUGCGCUGUAUCCCUCGGACACAGCGGAUCACCGAUCACGGAAAGAGCUGAAAAUGUCAGCUUGGUCAUGUGAUCAGCUGUUGUCCAAUCACAGCUGAUCACAUGGGACAUGUACACUGAUCAUCAGGGCACUGAUGAUCAGUGUGCCCUGAUGAUCAGUGUAGCCCCAGCAGUGCCACCUGUCAGUGUCCAUCAGUGCCUUAUGUCAGUGCUCAUCAGUGCCUCAUGCCAGUGCCCAUCAGUGCCACAUCAGUGCCACAUAUCAGUGCCUACCAGUGCACAUCAAUGCCAAAUAUCAGUGCCCAUCUGAGCUGCCUUUCAGUGUCACCCAUCAGUGCCAGUCAGUGCCACCUAUCAAUG
Molecule: messenger RNA, 360 nt
Organism: Staurois parvus
Lineage: Eukaryota; Metazoa; Chordata; Amphibia; Anura; Ranidae
Source: the annotation of a GenBank genome assembly